UAAUAAAAAACAAACACCGAUGGCAAAUGGCGAUUUACAAUUUGUCAAAAAUAUUUCUGGACAGGUCAUAAAAAUUUCAGUGAACCCGUUUAAUGGAUAAACAAAACAAAAGAUACGAGCAAAGGAAAGCAGGAAGAGUUAUAAAAGACAACGGCGAUACUAAAAAACUAAUUGGAAAAGUAAACUGCGAUAAGUCCUUCCCGCCGGACCGCGGCGAUUCCAACCAAAGAACGAUACAAAAAAACGAUAAAAAGAAAGAGGACAAACACGAUACUGUUGGUGCUCCUUGUUCGAGAAAACCUGAGAAACGAGAAGCGAAGAUUUUGGACGCUAAAGAUAAGAAGGUUAUCAGAGAAAAAUAUACUUUAAGGUUAAGAAGUUUGAACCAUGUGAAUUCAGAAUUGUCUAAAAAUGAAAUUAACGCCAGUAAACAGGUUGAUUACAAGAAUGUUGAAAAGAUAAAAAAGCCGCUAAACACCGAAACAGAAACGCCAAAAGUGAAAGAGAGUUAUUCGAACAACUCGAAAAAUUCCGGCAAAUCCGAAAAACCGGAAUAUGAUACAAGACGUAAACCGGUUAUCAAAACAAUAAUGUCGAAGAACGACACUAUGAGGAUCUUCAAGGCGGUCACUUUUGUCGACCAGAAAAAAAAACCAAUGACGCCUCUAAAAAUAAACAUACCAAACGAUAUUAGCAAGAAACCGAAGCCUAUCGAGACGUUUAAGCCUAAAGUAAAAGCCACUGUUAGCCGGGUUAGUGUUAAAGAAAAGCCGGUAAUGAAAAAGACAGGUAAAUGUCGUAGAAUGAGAAGGCAUGUGACGUCACCCGAUAUGUCGGUUACACGUCGGGUCCGAUCGCCUCCGACAGAAGUUGCGAAGUGGGCGCCAACUUCUAUCAACCAUCACACAAAGCCGUAUUACGAAGCCUGGGUCGAUACCACUUUGACGGCUUUUUCGAAGAAUAACAAGGAUCAACAGUUUUUGGAUAAGCAGGCGAUUAUUAGGUCUUUUAAAAGGGCGUUUGAGGAUAGGCCUUUGAGUCCCGAGUUGAUGUAUGAGAAGUUGUCCGAUGAAAAAUUUACUGGUCGUAUUAAAGUGAGGCUGAGAUGAUUUUA
Manduca sexta (tobacco hornworm) is the source of this 1114-nucleotide messenger RNA. RefSeq lists its product as uncharacterized. The transcript has 2 exons. The coding region runs from base 93 to 1109 and encodes 338 amino acids. The record is from RefSeq and is a predicted model, not a curated record. Lineage: Eukaryota; Metazoa; Arthropoda; Insecta; Lepidoptera; Sphingidae.